Sitophilus oryzae (rice weevil) is the source of this 400-nucleotide messenger RNA. RefSeq lists its product as uncharacterized. The coding region runs from base 7 to 327 and encodes 106 amino acids. The transcript has 3 exons. The record is from RefSeq and is a predicted model, not a curated record. NCBI's taxonomy places the organism in Eukaryota, Metazoa, Arthropoda, Insecta, Coleoptera, Curculionidae.
UAUAAAAUGACAAUCAUUGGUAUUUAUUAUUUAUUAAUUUUAUUAACAUUUAAGAAAAUGAGUGUUCUAGAGUUCUGGAUUUUACUAAUAGGAAUAUACAUGAUAACUAAUAACAUAUAUAGUUUUCCAGUGGCUCAAGAAGAAAAAGAAAAUGUGAGCAAUAUUUCUGCAAUUUUACAUAAUUUGCGUAUGCUAAUCAAUAGUACUACACCAGAAGAAGAAGAAGAACUUAAAGGUAUAGUAGAACAGAAAGGUAUAGUUAGCUUGCCAUGUAAAUCACCUUUGGUUUCAGGACAUGAUGGACAAUGCAGAACAUUAGUAGAUUAAUUAUUAUAUUUUUAAAAUAUUUAAAUAAUAAUGUUACUAUCUCUUUACUAUACCGGUGUUGCAUCGUCGGACG